Lotus japonicus is the source of this 1264-nucleotide messenger RNA. Its product is annotated as histone H1-like. Bases 103 to 1059 code for a protein of 318 amino acids. Gene Ontology annotation, cellular component: nucleus; nucleosome. Gene Ontology annotation, biological process: negative regulation of DNA recombination; chromosome condensation; nucleosome assembly. Lineage: Eukaryota; Viridiplantae; Streptophyta; Magnoliopsida; Fabales; Fabaceae. Gene Ontology annotation, molecular function: structural constituent of chromatin; nucleosomal DNA binding; double-stranded DNA binding. The transcript is spliced from 2 exons. The record is from RefSeq and is a predicted model, not a curated record.
ACCAUGAAAUUUCGCUUCAUCUCUCACACCCAAAAAAUUCGCAGCAACUCUUCUUUCUAAUUCGUAGAUCUCUCUAUCGAAUUCGCAGCAAUUCCCGAAGCCAUGGCGUCGACGGAAGAACCCAUCGCUCCGAUCAUCGUGGAGGAGCCUGUCGUGGAGGAGCCGGCAGCCGCUGACCUACCUCCGGUAGCUGAGGAUGAGCCUGCUCAGCCCGAUCCCAACCCUACCAAGGAAGCCAAACCCAGGAAACGCUCUGCUGCUAAGAAGGCCUCACAUCCUUCCUAUGAAGAGAUGGUGAAGGAUGCGAUUGUGACGCUGAAGGAGAAGAGCGGUUCGAGCCAGUACGCGAUUGCGAAGUUUCUGGAGGAGAAGCACAAGCAGCUUCCAUCGAACUUCAAGAAGCUUUUGCUCUUCCAUUUGAAGAAGCUUGUUGCUGCUGGGAAGCUUGUGAAGGUGAAAAACUCCUUCAAGCUUCCGUCGGCGAAGUCCUCCGCCGCUGCUGCUGCUUCCAAACCGGCGGCGGCCAAGAAGAAGCCGCAGCCUGCAGCUGCCAAGUCCAAACCCAAGCCCAAGGCUAAGGCCAAGCCCGCCGCGGCGGCGACCAAGGCUAAGGCUAAGCCUGCUCCCAAGUCGAAGGCGGCGGCGACCAAGACCACCGCCAAGGCGAAGCCUGCCGCGGCGGCCAAGCCUAAGGCGAAGCCUGCUGCUAAGGCUAAGCCGGCGGCAAAGGCCAAGGCGGUUGCCGCUCCUGCUAAGGCGAAGGCUUCUCCGGCUAAGCCCAAGGCGAAGGCGAAGUCUAAGACGGCGCCUCGUAUGAAUGUGAAUCCUCCUGUUCCGAAGGCUAAGCCUGCUGCUAAGGCGAAGCCUGCGGCGAGGCCUGCCAAGGCGUCGAGGACCUCGACGAGAACAACCCCUGGGAAGAAGGUUCCUCCUCCUCCUAAGCCUGCACCGAAGAAAGCUGCUACCCCUGUGAAGAAGGCUCCGGCGAAGAGUGCGAAGGCUAAGACUGUGAAGUCGCCGGCGAAGAGGACUGCCCCCAAAAGGGGUGGGAGGAAGUGAAUGUUUGGAGCCUAGUGUUUGUAGGUUUAGUCUUGUAAAGUUGACCCUUCGGGGUGUAGUUGCAUCACAGGUGUUGAUGAAAAUCAACAUGUUUAAGAUUCAAAACCUUUUUUUCUUUUUUCAGUUUGAGAUUACAGGUUCUAGCAUGUAAUUUUCACCUUAUUGAGUAAUCAUAAAUGAAAUUUAGAGUUGGAGGCUUUCCAAA